GCAAGGACGUUGGUGUGGAGGCGAGGUAAUCACCACCAUGAGUUCCAGUGUGCUGCCGAAACCUCAGAUGCGUGGUCUUCUGGCCAGGCGUCUGCGGAUGCACAUUGUGGGCGCAUUCAUUGUGGCCCUGGGAGUUGCGGCUUCCUAUAAGUUUGGCGUGGCUGACCGAAGAAAGAAGGCGUAUGCAGAUUUCUACAGAAAUUAUGAUUCCAUGAAAGAUUUUGAAGAGAUGAGGAAGGCUGGUAUCUUUCAGAGUGCGAAGUGAUUUCUGAAUGCAGAGAGCUCUCUGGAUUGUGCUCCAUGGAAGUUCCUCUCUGACCUGUGUUCCUGAACUGUGAAACAUGAGUAUGUGGGCUACGGAGUGGUUUCUCCCAAUAAACAAUUAACAAUUAUAUGGACA
Molecule: messenger RNA, 400 nt
Organism: Acomys russatus (golden spiny mouse)
Lineage: Eukaryota; Metazoa; Chordata; Mammalia; Rodentia; Muridae
Product: cytochrome c oxidase subunit 6C-2
Exons: 4
Coding region: 38-265 (75 amino acids)
Biological process (GO): mitochondrial electron transport, cytochrome c to oxygen
Source: RefSeq, a predicted model, not a curated record